GAGUGUGAGUGGUUGCAGACAAUAAUCAUCUUGUUGCCCACAAGUCGCAACGGUUGAGGGGUUUGUCGUAUUGCAGGUUUUUUGGAUACAACGCAAAAUCGCCCAAUUGCUGGCGCUAGCAUCUAUAUUAGGAAGGAGAUAAAACAGGGGGACGGGUUUAUGCUGCUUGCGCACAGACUCUCCACACACACCACGUCUCCCAACCGGACAGUCUUCACCCAAACAGUUCAACACCAUGACCUUUAGAGGUAAAGUUGCUAUAACCUAGCAUGGGGAGCUAACAAGCUAUCGUUGCCCAGACCGAUGAGCACCACGCUGGUAGCGAAUCUUUAUUCCAUGGAACCCGUCACUUUAUUGCAGGUCCCCCGCUCACACAACACAGCACACACACACAAACACACAUGCACAUGCACAACAGAAACAUAUCAUAUCACACGCAGCCUGGGAUAGAGAUAUGGUGGCUGGUGGCUGGACUCUUGAAGAGUUUGUGUGUGUGUGACUUGGUGCCUACCUGCCCCUUGCAGCCGUGUGCCGAGGCGACGACAGGAACCCGCAUGAUUGCAAAGUGUGCAGUCAUUAGAUAAAUAGAUGGCCUCGGCAGCUUCACGAUUGGAGCCGCGGCCCUGUUUGCAGAAUUUUCGAGGAUGUUUUGAGUUGAUUGCGCCUCUUUGCCUCUGUUUGUUUGUCGUCCUAGGCAUUCGUCCUCCUCGCUGGGGUGACCCUUGCGGAUCGAGCCCAAGUAUCCAUUUUCCCAUGAGCUGGAAUCGACCACGUACCAAGCAUACCGUCGUACUUUGUCCAGCGACCCCAUCAGUGCUCCGUACGGAUCAAGCCGAGAAAGCUCGGGUUUUUUAGCCUUGGGAUAGAGGGCUCGGGUGUCCCACAGUUGCGCACGAGCAAAGCCGAUCUCAAAACUACGGUCGCAGUACAUCGAAAACAACUGCUACCGAGACCCAUCUUUGAAGAAGCAUCCUUUUUGUUCCUUUUUUUGUCUUUUAAACUUCAAUAAACAUAUUCGGCAAGAAACGUCAAAGAAGCAAAAUCACACGUCGAUCUCCAUGGCCCAAAAGCAAUAACACCCUUUGUGUCACUCAGCAAACUGGGGGUCACCAGCACCCGCGAUGGCAUCCCAGGUACCGGCCGGCGCCGAGGGCACGGUGGCCGGCGUCAUGAUCUACUGCAGCAUCUGCCUUAUUGCCAGCAUGAUGAUGAUCUGGCUCACGUGGACGCAUCAGGAGAGGACGAGCUACGUGGCCAUGCUUGCCUACUUUGCUACGCUCAGCAUCCUCGCGUCUCUGGCCCAGCAGACACAUGACAUCUUGCGCUAUCGAGCUCUGGUCGCGGAGCAGUUUGAGAACCGAAAGCUUCACCCAGGAAACCCCGAAAUCGCCAUUGCCAAUGGCUCAGUAGGACUAAGUUUGGUCCUGUAUUACAUCCAAUACUACUGUUAUGCUGUAGAGGCUCUUUCUGUUAUGUUCUGGGCCGGCUACCUUGCGCAAUCCUCCAACACUCGUUCGAAAUGGAAGAAUCUUUUCAACAUCAUCAACCGUGGCGGCAAGAUCUUUGCCGUUCUUUUCCCCCUGACCACCAUCCUUCUCCUUCGGAUUCCUCAGGUGCAGGAGAACUUUGUCGUCUUCAUUUUGCUCGCAGACCUGCCCCUAAUGCUGAGUCUCCUAUUCGGCUGCAUGCUCAUGUUGCUCAUCUUUACCCGAUACGUCAACUCGAAACGCAAGUUCCUCCACUGGGGAGAAGACAGCAACACCGGCACGUACGGCACCGGCACCGGCACGGGGGUCGAAUCCACACUCGACAGCGCCCACCGGCCGGCCACGCGCGACCCCAAGGCCAGCACCACCACGACCGUGACCAGCAACGCGCCCCGCCGGAAGCGGCAGGGCAUCUGGGACCGCUGGCUGAUGCUCCGCUUCACCAUCGGCUUCGUGGCGCUCAGCAUCUUCGAGGUCACCAACACCCUGUUCCAGAUCAUGGCCGUCACCAACGCCAACUCGGACCUGGCCGCCGCCGAGCCCGACCUGUCGCCCGAGCGCGCCAGCGCCGACUGGAUCUUCUUCAUGCCGGGCGUCACGCCGGGCCUGUUCAUCUUCAUCAUCUUUGGCACCACCACCCCGCUGAGGCGCUACAUGCGCGAGACCCUCGUGCCCAAGGGCUGGCGCCAGCGCAAGGACGACGACGUGGAGCGCGGGCUCGGCAGCAAGCUGUCGACGCUGCGGAGGGCCGACACGGCGCCCACGCCGCCGCCAAAGGAUAACGUCCACGUCACCUCCGAGAUUGAGCUCUCCGUGUCGUCGAGGAUGCGGGGGGCGUCGAGGAGUGGGAGGUCGGGCAACGGUGGCGAUGCGGUGGAGUCUGUGAGGUCGGAUAGUGAUGAGUGGCCUAUGCUGCCGAUUAUGAAGCACGAUCGGAGAUAGUCUUUGGUCGUCGUGAUUGUAUUUUAGUUGAUUGGCGUUGCUUUAAGAAUACUCUUGAGGUUAUCAUGUUCUGCGCAUCGAAUUAGCGAACUGCCCCGAAGAAGGUAGGUCAAUGCACAGACGGUGACAGACCAGGAGACAGGCGAGUAG
Pyricularia oryzae 70-15 is the source of this 2579-nucleotide messenger RNA. RefSeq lists its product as uncharacterized. The transcript has 5 exons. The record is from RefSeq and is a predicted model, not a curated record. Lineage: Eukaryota; Fungi; Ascomycota; Sordariomycetes; Magnaporthales; Pyriculariaceae. Bases 1122 to 2429 code for a protein of 435 amino acids.